This is a messenger RNA of Gracilinanus agilis (Agile Gracile Mouse Opossum), 1374 nucleotides long. RefSeq names its product BPI fold containing family B member 2 (gene BPIFB2). NCBI's taxonomy places the organism in Eukaryota, Metazoa, Chordata, Mammalia, Didelphimorphia, Didelphidae. Gene Ontology annotation, molecular function: lipid binding. The transcript has 15 exons. The coding region runs from base 1 to 1374 and encodes 457 amino acids. The record is from RefSeq and is a predicted model, not a curated record.
AUGUUUCUAGUUUGUACCUUGGGAUUCCUUUUUGGGAUGUGGGGCCCAUUCUCUGAAGCGUCUACACCAAGAACUGAGGUCAGGAUCAACCAGGCAGCCUUGGACUAUGUGGCACAGGUGGGGCUCAAAUCUUUCCAGGAUGCCCUGAAGAUGCAACUCACUGAUUUCCUUUAUUAUCGAAGAGGUCACCUCCAACGGAUCCCGGUCUUUAUGCUUGAGAAUGAGAUUUCCCACUUGUCCCUGAAAUUUAUACCUAAUUAUGGGAUUCACCUGUCAACUGCUGGCCAUGUGGGAAUGACCUUUUUUUUAGAGAAGAAUCUCCAGAAACUGAGAGUGGGUAUUACCACCGAGGCAGAUAUAGUCAUUUCUCAAGUUACCAUAGGAACACCGGUUCUGGGUAUUUCUCUCUGCAACACCACGAUUGGGGAAGUCAACCUUACCUACAGUGAAGAUGGGUCAAAAGAAAUAUGGAACUCUAUUCGUGGAUAUAUUAAGGCUAUCUUAUCUCAUAAGCCAUGUUCGAAGCUCUCUUUCCUGGUUGAAGGAUUGAAUGUUUAUAUGGGUACCCUGAUAGGUCUCCACGCUAUUGGCCCUGAAUCCCAGAUUAGCUAUUCUUUGACCCACCCACCCACCAUCACCAAAGACUAUAUAUCCUUGGAUAUCAAAGCCACCUUCGUCCUGUUGGGCAAGCCGAUUGUUCUCCCUCCACCUCCGUCCUCCUUCUCCCUGCCUCAACAAGUAGGCUCUAGCACUGCCAUGAUUAACUUUGGACUCUCACAAGGUCUGUUUGAUGCAAUCCUCUUCCUCAUGCAGAAGUCUGGGUCCAUUAAUUUGGACAUCACAGGCCAGUUGAACUCUAAAGACAAUCAGCUGACCACAUCAGUGCUGGGGAACCUGAUUCCUGAGGUCCUCCGCCAAUUCCCAACUUCCAUGCCCAUAGUGUUGAAGGCCCGGGUCAAUGCUGAACCUGUCGUCACAAUCCACAACAACCAAAUGUCCUUGUGGAUCUCGUACCUUUUGGACGUCUUGGCUGUCUCCUCCAACUCGGCCUUCAAGUCUCUCUUCUCUCUGGAUAUGGUUGUGGAUCUGGCGCUCAACAUUUUUGUGUCUGAAGUGAAGCUGCAGGCUGAUGCAUCUCUUCAGAAGGACAUCGAGUUCAAUGUGACCUCCUCCAAUGUGGGUGUUUUUGAUUUGUUGGAGGUGAAGGCUUUACUGACAUCUGCGGUCAAGGGACCUCUGACAAAGCACCUAAACGCUCUCUUUGGCUUGGGAGUUAUUCUUCCCACCAUUGCUAAAGUAAAUUUCAUCUCCCCUCAAGUCUUUGUGCAUGAGGGUUAUAUUGUGGUCUCCUGUGGACUUCAUUUCCAGAAUUGA